Cottoperca gobio is the source of this 9920-nucleotide messenger RNA. It is a transcript of the gene hecw1a, whose product is annotated as HECT, C2 and WW domain containing E3 ubiquitin protein ligase 1a. The record is from RefSeq and is a predicted model, not a curated record. The transcript has 32 exons. Gene Ontology annotation, cellular component: cytoplasm. Gene Ontology annotation, molecular function: ubiquitin protein ligase activity; protein binding. Bases 213 to 5363 code for a protein of 1716 amino acids. Gene Ontology annotation, biological process: ubiquitin-dependent protein catabolic process; protein ubiquitination; regulation of dendrite morphogenesis. Lineage: Eukaryota; Metazoa; Chordata; Actinopteri; Perciformes; Bovichtidae.
GAUGUAACUACAGCCUCUGUCGCGUGCCUCAUCGGCGCUUUAUACUGUACGUUGUUUGUUUGUGUUCCUCCUGCUUUUUACCGUCGAAAUGGAGCUUGUUGGAAAUUAGCAGGCGUGUACCUCUUCGAGUUCUCAACCUUACUUGUGGAGAAUGAUCCACCGGCAGGUUUUUUUUAUCCCAGGUUUUGGUCUGCUUUGGGUGACUGGUCAAUAUGCUGAUGCAGCUCUGUAGUAUCAAGAACUUGUACCAGAAUAGGUUCCUGGGCCUGGCAGCCAUGGCCUCCCCGACACGCAGCCACCAGACCCGUCAGCGCUGCAAGGAUGCGGUUCGUCACAGCUACGGCCCAGAGACCUACGCUGUCAAUGGUCUGAACCAGGAGGACUUCCUGCUGGGGCUGUCGCGGUCUACAAGUGACACUGAUCUGGUUUCCCCAGACGCUCGCUCCACCCUCACCAUCAGCUCCUCCCACUACACCAUCGGAGAGUCUGAAGACCUGGUGAUCACAUGGGACAUCAAGGAAGAAGUGGAUGCCGGAGAUUGGAUUGGCAUGUAUCUUGUUGAUGAGGCUUUGUCUGAGAACUUUCUGGACUAUAAGAACCGAGGCAUCAACGGAUCUCAUAAGGGACAGAUCGUUUGGAAAAUUGACUCAACCUCCAAUUUCAGUGACUUUCGGUGUGCCAUCCAUCGACUUCCUCAAACACCGGACAUAGCCUUCAACGACGCCAUGGCUGCGCUGGCAAACGCUGCUUUGCUGGCCCACCCGUGUCCCACGGCCCCAAUCACCCUCACUACUGAGGCUUCCGACUACGCAGUGGGGAUUGUGUUCGGACAGUGUCUGCUUGAGGGCCGACACUUCACCGCCUUUGUGGACCACAAGCCACUGACAUUUGCUAUGGCCAAGGCCGCCGAGUCGUGGUCUGGCCGCCGACAGUGCCAGCUAUCUCAGAGAAAGUUCUUAACUCUUCUUGUCUAUCUGUACCCUCAGGUAUUUAAGCCAGUGGUUAGUCCUGAAGUCAACCAUGGACUGGGCAACAGGAGACUCAUUAACUUUUCCUUGUCAGACCUCCAGGCAGUUGGUUUGAAGAAGGGGAUGUUCUUCAAUCCUGACCCCUACCUGAAACUUUCCAUCCAGCCUGGAAAGCACAGCAUCUUCCCCUCGCUGCCACACCAUGGCCAGGAGAAACGCUCCAGAGUGGUCUGCAACACAGUCAACCCACAAUGGAACACGGAGAGGUUUAACUUUGUGUCUCUUCCCACUGAUGUCCUGGAGAUCGAGGUGAAGGAUAAAUUUGCCAAAAGUCGGCCAAUCAUCAAGCGGUUCCUUGGGAAACUCUCUGUCCCUGUCCAGAGGCUGCUGGAAAAACAUGCAAUUGGGGAUCGAGUAGUGAGUUAUUCGCUUGGUCGCAGGUUUCCAACAGAUCAUGUCUGCGGCCAGCUGCAGUUCCGCUUUGAGCUGACCUCUACUAUUCACCCAGAUGAUGAGGAGAUCUCUCUGGUCUUAGAGUCAGCCUGUCCUGAGGGGAGAAAUACAGUAAAUGACAACCAUGGUGCUGAUGUACCUGAUGAUGAUACAUUAAGUGUGGGACCUGACAUGCCGGACCUCCCCCUGGAUGCCCCUUCUGACCCUGAGACCUCAAUGCCACCAACCUCCUCAGCAGAAGCCUUCACACCUGAGGAGCUCCAUCCUGCUGAGGUGAUACCAGAGGAGCAAGAAACUGUGGACGAGGAGAGCACAGUGAGGGAGGAGCCCCCGUCUACAGAGCCACAGGUAGAGCAGGAGGAGGGGGCCCUGGCUGAACAGCAGGAGGAGAACAGUGGAGAGGAGAGAGGAAGGGAGGAGAGGCAGCAGGAGGGAGAAGAGGAGGAAGCUCAGCAGGACAUGACCGUAGAAGAAAAGGAGGUUGUGGAGGAAAUGCAGUCAAAGCCAGACUCUGACAAUCCUGUUGUAGUAUCAACAAACAUUGGGGUUGCUACUAUGGAGGUCCCCACAGAGGGAAACAUCACUUCCCAAGAGUCCUCUGUAGAACAAGAGGCCCCACAGCAGGUGACAGAGGGAGAAGAAAGAAGCUGCAUCCUCUGCACCUGCAAAUCCCUCUUCUCAAACUACAACUCCCAUGCUCCUUUGCGCCGCAAAAACCGGCCCUGCUCCCUUCCGGUGUCAGAGUUGGAGACGGUGAUUGCGUCGUCCUGCGGAGAGCCGGAGACACCCCGCUCCCACUACAUUCGUAUUCACCACCUCCUCCACAGUCUUCCCUCGGCCCAACAUAGAGCUCCCAGUCAGGAGGAGGAGGAGACCGGGGAGGGAGAGAAUACAGGCACCACUCAAGACACUACCUCCACAACACUUAAAACCUCCAAAGAGGAGGAGGGGCAGGAAGAUGAGGAAGAGGAUGAUACAACCCAGUCUCCCUCUCAGGUCCCAGAGUGUCCAGGCCCCUGCUGUCAUCGCUCCCUACCCCGCAGCCUCUCCAUUGAGCGGCUCUCUGAGCUGAACCAGCUCCUGGAAGGUGAAGGAGUAGGACAUACAGCAGUCAGGAGGAUCUCUCCCUCCUGCCUCGAGAGCGAGGAGGGGGAUUCCAGUAACGGAGGAGGAAGGAGAGUUGGCGGGAGCACCCACAGACAUCCGGGUGAAAACGAGUGUGAGUUUUGCAACACCUCCUGCUACAGCACCUCCUGCUACAGCACUUCCUGUUACAGCACGUCAUGCUACAGCAAUUCGGGCUACGAGGGAAGGAGCCGCUUCUGCAGCCAUACCCGCCUCUCCUCAGUGGACAGCAACAGACUCUCUGGUAGUACCGUCUUCUCCUCACAGGAUGAAGAUGAAGAUGAAGAGAGUGCCUUCGAGUCAGUACCUGAUGCCGGCCUCUCGCCAGAGGGUCAAGAGGUGGGCGGGGCAGGAGGAGAGAGGAGGACGGAGAGGUUGAAGGAGGUCAGGAGAGGACAGCAGGGGGAGCCAGCUGUGCCAGGGCCUAGCGACAGAAACAACAUUGGCUCAGGCUUCUCCCCUCCUGUUGGCCAUCUUCCAGUCCUGCGACCCAGCCAUGACCUAAACCAUUUUCCUGCUGCCACUGACAAAGCAUUACCUCCAAAUUGGGAAGCUCGUAUCGACAGCCAUGGUAGAGUUUUUUAUGUGGACCAUGUCAACCGUACCACAACCUGGCAGAGACCAAGCCACAGCAGCAAGUGUAACCACGGCAUACCCCGCUCAGGAUCCACACAGCAGAUGGAACAACUCAACAGGAGGUACCAGAACAUCCAAAGGACCAUGGCCACAGAGGAGGAUGGUGGAAGUCCGAGGUUAGAGCGCAGUGGCAGUACAGAGACUGAUUCUGAUAUUGCUCUGACAGGCCCCGCCUCCCCUGUCAAUCACCAGAAGAUCAGCCAUCUCCUCCAAUCACCUGCUGUCAAGUUCAUCACACACCCAGAAUUCUUCACUGUGUUGCACAGUAACUAUGCAGCCUACCGGGUGUUCACCAGCAGCAGUUGUGUGAAACACAUGAUCUUGAAGGUGCGUCGCGAUGCCAGGAACUUUGAGCGCUACCAGCAUAACCGGGAUCUGGUGGUUUUCCUCAACAAGUUUGCAGACACUCAGCUGGAGCUGCCAAGAGGCUGGGAGAUCAAGACUGACCCCCAGGGAAAGUCUUUCUUUGUGGACCACAACAGUCGAGCCACAACCUUCAUUGACCCUCGCAUCCCUCUGCAGAAUGGCCGGCUGCCCGGCCACCUCGCUCACAGGCAGCAUCUGCAGAGACUGCGCAGCUAUAGCGCCGGGGAGGCAUCUGAUGUUUCCAGGAGUCGUGGGGCUUCCCUAAUGGCCAGGCCUGGAAACAGCCUGGUAGCCGCAAUACGAGGCCAGCACAACAACACCUCACAACAACUGACUGCUCCAUCUUACAAUGACAAAAUAGUGGCGUUCCUUCGACAGCCAAACAUAUUUGACAUGUUGCAAGAGAGACAGCCAAGCCUUAGCAGAAACCAUGCACUAAGGGAGAAAAUCCACUACCUUCGGACAGAAGGUACUCAGGGGGUGGAGAAGUUGUCAUGCGAUGCAGACCUAGUCAUCCUGUUAAGUUUAUUUGAAGAGGAGAUCAUGACUUAUGUUCCACCUCACCCCAUCCACCACGGCUUCAGCAUCUCUCCUCACUAUUCCCCUGCCUCUUCACCACAGAACUCUCCUGGCAUGCAGAGGGCCAGGGCUCCAGCUCCUUACCGCAGAGACUUUGAAGCCAAACUAAGAAACUUCUACAGGAAAUUAGAAGCCAAGGGCUACGGGCAAGGACCAGGCAAGAUCAAGUUGCUGAUCAGGAGAGACCACUUGCUGGAGGGAACCUUUAAUCAGGUGAUGGCAUACUCCCGCAAAGAGCUGCAGAGGAACAAACUCUACGUUACUUUUCUGGGAGAGGAGGGAUUGGACUACAGUGGUCCGUCCAGAGAGUUCUUCUUCCUACUGUCUCAGGAGUUGUUUAAUCCAUACUACGGUCUGUUUGAAUACUCAGCUAACGAUACUUACACCGUUCAAAUCAGCCCCAUGUCGGCAUUUGUUGAGAACCAUCUGGAAUGGUUCCGUUUCAGUGGUCGCAUACUGGGCCUGGCUCUGAUCCAUCAGUACCUGCUGGAUGCUUUCUUCACCAGACCCUUCUACAAGGCCCUGCUCAGACUGCCGACAGACCUGUCUGAUCUGGAGUAUUUGGACGAGGAGUUCCACCAGUCUCUACAAUGGAUGAAAGACAACGACAUCACUGACAUUCUGGACCUCACCUUCACUGUCAAUGAGGAAGUCUUUGGCCAGGUGACAGAGCGGGAGUUAAAGUCGGGCGGCUCCAACCUCCAGGUGACUGAGAAGAACAAGAAGGAUUAUAUAGAACGAAUGGCCAAGUGGAGGGUGGAAAGAGGAGUGGUGCAGCAAACAGAGGCGCUGGUCAGAGGCUUCUACGAGGUGGUAGAUUCAAGGCUGGUGUCUGUGUUUGAUGCGCGUGAGCUGGAGCUGGUUAUCGCCGGUACAGUCGAGAUCGACCUCAGUGACUGGAGGGGCAACACAGAGUACAGAGGAGGUUACCAUGAUGGUCACAUAGUGAUGCGGUGGUUCUGGGCCGCUGUGGAGCGGUUCAACAAUGAGCAGCGUCUCCGCCUGCUGCAAUUUGUCACCGGGACGUCCAGCGUGCCCUAUGAAGGCUUCGCUGCACUGCGGGGAUCCAAUGGCCUCCGACGGUUUUGUAUUGAGAAGUGGGGAAAAGUCACAUCAUUACCCAGGGCUCACACCUGUUUUAAUCGUCUGGACCUGCCUCCAUACCCUUCAUACACCAUGCUGUAUGAGAAACUGUUGAUCGCAGUGGAGGAAACCAGCACGUUUGGCCUGGAGUGAGCCAGACAAGACAUACAAGUCAACACUGCAUCCCUUUCUGUGUGACAAAAAAGUUAAACAAAAAAAAGCAGCUCUCGUGGGCCAGAUACCUGGAUUAUACUCAACAAAGUUUUUGGUCAUGUGGAUGUAUGUCACUGAUAUGGUACUGUAUGUUAGAGUCUCUCACUAUGACGGCACCCAUCACUUAGUACACCACAGUAGGACUACGGUUAUUUUUCUAUUAAUAAACUCUAAAAUUAUAUAAGUAAAAAAAUAAUAAAGUAAAAGAUAUAUAGACAGAGACAAGCACCAAAUGGAAACAGUAAUGACUACUGAACAAAUAAUGCAAACAGUGCGCAUACACAAGCUUCAGGUUUGCCAUUUGUCACAUACUAAAUGAGAAUUGGAGAAGUUCAGAUGAAUCUAUCUAUACAUGGCUUUAAAGUAUAAUGCAGAUUUUUUUUAAAAGCUCCUCAGAGGGAACAAUCAAGUCUGCUUUCCUAUCUGGAAAGCCUACAAGGAUCAUUAUGAAUCUUAUCUGAAAUGUGGUGGGCCAGUAGGAAUGCCUGUGGAUCUGAGACUGGGAUCUAAUGCAUAAAUUAAUGGAAAUGCGAUGUAGCUUUGUGCCAGAAAUCUCACAUUUGAAGGCCUUAGAAGAUCAGAAAAUCAUUUCAAUCGUAUCUAAAACUGUAACAAUGUAAAGAUGCUUGAAAUAUAUAAAUAUUGUCUGUUUGCUCCAAUCAGAGCUGCACAUGAGCGAGGACUUUUUGGUAAUUUGACAGCAGACAAAAAUAUAUAGAGCUGCAGAAGUCAAAGCAACAAGAGAAAGAAAGGAUGGACUACUUAUUCUAGACAACUAAGCAUUUGGGUCUAAAUUCAAGAAAUCAUAGCAAGUGACGGAAUUAAGGAAUACUGCACUUUGCAAUGUGAUUACAAAAAUAGGCUAAGGCUAUCAGGAUCACUAUUCUUUAUUAGCAGAAACAGGGACUAAUGUGUUUUCAGAUAAUUCAGUGAGUCCAGGAAGAUUCUUGUAAAUUGAUAAGAAAAUAGGGCCCUAAUUUGAUCCUUAGAUUACUACAAUUACUGGGAAAAUAGGACCCCUGAAGAGAUACAAAAAUUUCAAUAAUAUUUAAUCCAACCAAACAUCCUUCCUUUUAUACUCUCAACUAUAACUAUAGCAAUGAAGUUUCUUUUUCAAGCAAUUAAGUUUCUUUUUCCAAACAAUGGCUCCUAAUUGUUUGGAGACACAAGUGAACUGUGAAAAGUCUUUAUUUUCCUUAGAAAAUGUGUUCUGGCACACUGGAACUGGGGAAAGAGUAACAUUAGGAAUACUUGGUCUUGGGAUACUUGGUCUAAUUCAGAUACACACUACUAUCUGAAUUAAAGGUAAAGGGUGAGGUAUAUCCCCUUAAAUAGGUGGAUCUAAUGGGUAGUUGCAGACUAAACAACUACUACAAUACUUUUGAAUACUCAAGAAGUAUGGUAUCGUCCAGGAAGGCACCGUCCCAUUCUCUGGCUCUCUCUGAUUCUGUCCAAAGUGAGGACAGAAGCAGCCCUGCCUACCAUACCUUUCUUGUUCUUCUCUGAAUGGACAGCAAUAUUACUGACAAAGAACUUCAACAUUCUCUCUAAGCUUUCUUGCUCUGCUAUGCUUUCAAAAGCAGACAACUAUCCCGUCCCUCCUAUCGAAGUUGCCAUCAAUUCCAACACAAGGGCUUCUGGGAUUCCUUCUGUGUAGAAUGAAAGGUGGUCAUAUCAACCAAGCAAACAGGGAACAUGAUUCCUUGACGACAAAAAAAUAAAACACUGUCUCCAGCUGACAAAGAUGAGUAAGAAUCAUUUUGGACAACGUGGUGCUUCAUCUUUCAGCAUCUCCGGUCCUGCUGUUUGAUUGGGAGAUGCUUGUACUAUUAUUCUAAUCCUCCACUGAUGAACUUGUUCUAUCUGACUGUGUCCUCCAACUCUUUGCAUGGAGCAAGUACUCUAAUAUCUCAAACCUUUACUGUCUCGAACAAUGUGACUGGUGCAAAGCAGCAUGUUAAGGGCCUGAGAUUAUCAAAUGAACAAAUCUGGUACUUCUUGUGAUGUGUAACAGGGGACCUUGGACCAAUAUAAUAAAUGCAAUAGUUAAGAACAUCACUCCAAUGUGUUCCACAGUCUACCAUGUUCUUUCAGAAAAUGACCGACUCAGCAUUCCUAGCCCCAGAUGUCUACAUCUGUAGUCAUUGAGUAGUAGUAAUUGAGGAGUUACUUACUGCCUCCGAUGUGGCCUGUGGGGUUGGGGUGCUUACUUGUGCUUAAGCCUGACAUAAGGAAAGUCCUGAAUUCAGAUAUUUGCCUUGGUUCUUUUUUUAUUAACAAUGAUGUGCAUGUUCUCCUAGUGUUUGUGUGGGUCUCCUCUCCAUAACACUAGUUAGAUUCAUUGGAGACUGAUAAUCCAUUUACAAUUCAGAUAGCUAUCUGAUAUAGAACAAGCUAAGUAGAAAUGCCACCAAAAAGCAUUAAAGGGAUUGAAAUACAACACAUUUUAUCCAGAUGUUGAAAAGAUAUAUAAAAGCUUUCAUCUCUCAAAGCCACAUAUAUUAUCUUUACUCCUCCCAGGAGUACCUACGCAGUUUAUGAUCACAACCUCUUGGUGAUCUAUGUGAUUAAAAGGGAUUUUAAACAUUAAAGUGUGUUUACAGGUUUUGGGGAGUUCUACUAAUAGUUUUCACUAUACGUGAAAAAUGUUGUACAAAGGCUUUAAGUGUCUCCAGAGUGUCUAAUAAAUUUCAUCAAGUGAUGUCACUUAAGUUGGCGUCGGGUAUGAAGUUUGAAAAUAAAAGAAAUCUUGUGUUCUGGAGUUAAAAAGAAGUGAGCUUAACAGACCACAAUAGCAGAGGAGUGCCUCAUCUCUGCUUGAGGCUAGAGGCUUCUGGCUACAUUAGCCACUACUAGCAUUAUACACUUGACUCUCCGACUCAACUGUUGGCUAAGUGCUUUGGUUCCCUAACCACACAUUAACCAUAGUCUUAUUUGCCAUGACGACAAUCUUUUCCUAACCUUAACCAUACCGUAGUUGCCAUUCGAGAUAUUGUACAAAAUUACAAUAUUUUACAUUGUUGCCAUUGGAUUUUAAAAUGUUUUGUCAUUGAGCGUUGUUAUCUGGGCUUCAACAAUCCAAUAUUGACAUUUUUGUCUGUAAAUGGGGUUAAGGUUAAUGAUGACCUUGAAAUGGGUUAAUUAUACCCUUGAAAUGCAAAGUGUAAAUAAGGCCUAAAUGAAAGAUGAUUGAAAGCAUUCGUCUAUUAGCCUUGAGAGAUAUACAGUAUCCUUCCCGGUUAUUCACCCAAUGCAUGGUGGGAUAGGCUGCAGCUCUUGACCCUGAAUAGGUGGGUGUAAGGAACAGAUAGAUGCCACCUAUGAAAUGUUUUACACAGGUCCUAAUGUUUGACAGAAUUUGGCCAUUAACCUAAGCAGAAGGUCGGAUUUCAUGAUAUGAUUUGACUUCACUUUUUCAAAUUCAUUUGAAAGAGCAAAAUGAUUUAGUACAGAAUUUAUUACAAUGUGGUAAUGACAUAAACCACAGAAAUACAGGAUUUUGGCGUUUAGAAGUUUAGAGCACUAGAUUUGUUAAAUCAAAUAAAAAAAAGAUUAGAAUGAGUCUUACCCUCACUGGUAAACUGUACAGGCAAGUCAGAUCAGUAGUACUACAGACAUCCUUAGCAGACAAACAGUAUAUUACAAACACACAAGGCUGUGAUUUAUGUUGCAUCUUCACCGUCCCUUUUUCUAUACAAUUGUAUUGUACUGUUAUUUAUACUGUAUUGUAUUUAUAAGUAAAGGGAAGUCCUGAAGCUUUACUUCAAUGUUUUGUUUGUUUGCCGUUUUUUAAUAUGUUGAGAAGCAUCAGUCGAAGAGUCUGCCUUCUCUUUUGAAGCCUUUGAGUUUUGAUGCGUGAAUUUUCUAUUGUCUAUUAAGUAUCUCUCUGUUGAAGAAAUGUUUUACCGUGGAGUCUGUCUCUGUUUCCAUUCAUCUUUUUCUGGACGCAUCAUAUAGCAUCAGUUUCACUAUUAACUAUAUAAAAAAUAAAAAUACAUUUAUUCCACAUGGAAGAUGCCACAGUAUGUCAUACAUUUCAGAGCCGCAUGUAAGUUUUGUAUUUUAAACACAUUAUUUCGGAAAAGGAAUGGUUACAAACACUCUCAUAACACUGAUAUAUAAGUGCAUUGAAAGCAGCAUUACAUAAUUAUUUAAAUAAGCUUUUGGAAGUAAAGAAUUCUGAGGUAAAGGUAAGGUGCAGCUGUUUGGUAGCUUGUCUUUUCAAGCUAUAAACUAAGGGAUGUGUGAAUGGCUGGAUGGGUGGUGGCAACUUUGCUGGGAAGUGACAUUGAAGCAUGCAUAAUUUUUUGUUUCUUGUGUGUGUGGAUUAUACACAUACUAUAUGUACAUCAUGUCGAAAGAUAUAGUCUUAGAAUGGGUUGCUAAAUAUGAGUAUUUAGCAACCCAUUCUAAGACAAAGACAGCCUGAGGCUGUGCUAUUGCUUCACCACAUCAUACAACUGUUAAAUGAAUGUCAAUAAAAAGGCAACUUUGUUA